GACUGAAACCUGACUGUACACAGCAGUCCAAGGAGGGUUACUGGGGAGACAGGCCGGGCCUGGGUCUGGGGAGACAGACCGAGCUGGGGGUCCUGGGGAGAUAGACACAGGGACAGUGCUGGGGGUCCUGAAGUGACAGGGUCAGUGCUGGGGGUCCUGGGGAGAUAGACACAGGGACAGUGCUGGGGGUCCUGAAGUGACAGGGUCAGUGCUGGGGGUCCUGGGGAGAUAGACACAGGGACAGUGCUGGGAGUACUGAAGUGACAGGGUCAGUGCUGGGGGUCCUGGGGAGAUAGACACAGGGACAGUGCUGGGAGUACUGAAGUGACAGGGUCAGUGCUGGGGGUCUUGGGGAGAUAGACACAGGGACAGUGCUGGGAGUACUGAAGUGACAGGGACAGUGCUGGGGGUCCUGGGGAGAGAGACGCAGGGACAGUGCUGGGAGUACUGAAGUGACAGGGUCAGUGCUGGGGGUCCUGGGGAGAUAGACACAGGGACAGUGCUGGGAGUACUGAAGUGACAGGGUCAGUGCUGGGGGUCCUGGUGAGAUAGACACAGGGACAGUGCUGGGAGUACUGAAGUGACAGGGUCAGUGCUGGGGGUCCUGGGGAGAUAGACACAGGGACAGUGCUGGGAGUACUGAGGUGACAGGGUCAGUGCUGGGGGUCCUGGGGAGAGAGACACAGGGACAGUGCUGGGGGUCCUGAAGUGACAGGGUCAGUGCUGGGGGUCCUGGGGAGAUAGACACAGGGACAGUGCUGGGAGUACUGAAGUGACAGGGUCAGUGCUGGGGGUCCUGGGGAGAUAGACACAGGGACAGUGCUGGGAGUACUGAAGUGACAAGGUCAGUGCUGGGGGUCCUGGGGAGAUAGACACAGGGACAGUGCUGGGAGUACUGAAGUGACAGGGUCAGUGCUGGGGGUCCUGGGGAGAUAGACACAGGGACAGUGCUGGGAGUACUGAAGUGACAAGGUCAGUGCUGGGGGUCCUGGGGAGAUAGACACAGGGACAGUGCUGGGGGUUCUGAGGUGACAGGGUCAGUGCUGGGGGUCCUGGGGAGAGAGACACAGGGACAGUGCUGGGGGUCCUGGGGUGACGAGCAGUGCUGGGGGUUUUGAGGUGACAGACACAGGGACAACAAAGUAGAGGGUCCUAAGGGGACAAGGACAGUGCAGGGGGUCCUGAGGUGACAGACACAGGGACGGUGCUGGGGGUCCUGAAGUGACAGGGUCAGUGCUGGGGGUCCUGGAGAGAGAGACACAGGCACAGUGCUGGGGGUCCUGAGGUGACAGGGUCAGUGCUGGGGGUCCUGGAGAGAGAGACACAGGCACAGUGCUGGGGGUCCUGAGGUGAUAGACACAGGGACAGUGCUGGGGUCCUGAGGUGACAGAUACAAGGACGGUGCUGGGGGUCCUGAGGUGACAGACACAGGGACAAGUGCUGGGGGUCCUGGAAGUGAGAGUCCUAGCGCUCAGGAACCUAUACCCGGGUAUCACCUGUCUAGUAGGGACCUUGGGCUAGUCCAAUCAGAACAUUGAGCUGUAUAGAAUCAGUAUUACAGGGAGAGUGGUGCAGUGAAAGCCGGGCGGAUGAAUAGGGGAAGAGGUCUAUACUGUAAGUAGCGGUGUGACCCGACCCACCUGUAGGUACGGUGGUCUCCUGUAUACAGCGCACACAGCAGCCAAGAAUCCCACCUGCGCCUGGACUGCCGGUGAGCCGAACACAGCCGUCUCCAUUCUACAUCUGUUCUCUGGUCCUUCACGCCACUGACUGGCCGAGAUGGAGGGGAUGACCGGGCCCUGCGAGCCUCCUCCCCCUCUCGGGGAGAGGGUGAGGAGAAACCGGGCCUCUCGGGAGAUGGAGGGAACCCAGCAGGAUGAGACGGACACCAACAGCCACGGGUCUAGCGGCAAUGAAUCCAAUGGGAACGAGUCGCGGCAGAGCCGGAGUUCGCACAGCAGCACAAGCGGCAACGGGAAGGAUUCGGCCAUGUUGGAAACCACUGAGAGCAGCAAAAGCACAAACUCUCACAGUCCGUCCCCUCCCAGCAGUUCCAUUGCGUAUAGUCUCCUGAGCGCCAGUUCCGAGCAGGACAACCCUUCCACCAGCGGCUGCAGCAGUGAACAGUCUGCCCGGGAGAAGAAUCAGAAAGAGCUGAUGAAGGCCCUGAAAGAGCUGAAAAUACGUCUCCCGUCGCAGAAGAGAGGGAAAGGCAAAUCGGGGACCCUGGCCACCCUCCAGUACGCGCUCUCCUGUGUCAAACAAGUCCGAGCCAACCAGGAAUACUACCAGCAAUGGACUAUUGAUGAGUCCCAGCCGUGCAGUUUGGACAUGUCCAGCUUCACCAUCGACGAGGUGGAGAGCGUCACUUCGGAGUACACCCUGAAGAACCCUGACACCUUCUCCGUGGCUGUCUCUUUCAUCACCGGCCGCAUUGUGUACAUCUCCGACCAGGCCUCUCACAUCCUUCAUUGCAAAAGGGAUGUCUUCAAGGGUGCAACCUUUGCAGAGUUUCUGGCCCCACAAGAUGUCAGUGUCUUCUAUGGUUCUACAGCUCCUUAUCAUCUCCCAUCUUGGAGCAGCUGCACCUCUGGAGAUAACGCAUCAAUGGACUACACUCAGGAGAAAUCUGUUUUCUGCCGGAUCAGUGGGGGCCGAGAGCGGGAUACGAAUCUGCACUAUCACCCGUUCCGCCUCACCCCGUACCUGAUGAAGGUGCGAGAUUCGGACAACGCAGAGGGGCAGCCGUGCUGUCUGCUUAUUGCAGAGAAAAUACACUCUGGAUACGAGGCACCUCGAAUCCCCCCAGAUAAGAGGAUUUUCACUACCAAGCAUACUCCGAGCUGUAUGUUCCAAGAGGUGGAUGACAGAGCUGUUCCCCUACUCGGGUACCUGCCGCAGGAUCUCAUCGGAAUGCCCGUCCUCUUCUUCAUCCAUCCCGAGGACCGGCCGCUAAUGCUGGCAAUACACAAGAAAGUUCUCCAGCAGGCUGGCCAACCGUUUGACCACUCUCCCAUCCGCCUGUGCACCCGCUCCGGGGCGUAUGUGACCAUCGAUACCAGCUGGAGCAGUUUUGUGAAUCCGUGGAGUAGAAAGGUGUCCUUCAUACUCGGGCGACACAAAGUCCGCACAAGUCCUCGUAAUGAAGAUGUGUUUACGGCCCCGAAAGGAGCGGAGCUUAAAACUCUGGACCCCGACAUUCAGGAGCUGUCGGAGCAGAUUCAUCGGAUCCUGAUGCAGCCGGUACACAGCACAGCCUCCGGGGGCAACGGCAGCGGCUGUAGCAACAUAUCACAGGAGCCGUUCCACUGCAACGCGUCAUCUAGCGACAGCAACGCCAUGAUCACCGAGGAGGCGGCAGAUCCCAAACCUCAGAUGACAUUUCAGGAGUUCUGCCAGAAUGUGAAUAUGGUAAAGAAUCAGGGCCAGCAGCAGUUCCUGGGGUCCAGGGUGAUACGUCAGCAUAAAAGAGGACAUCUUCAAGCCCUUGCUCCUCCCCGGUCGGCUCCUUCGGCUGCUGUAUGCAACACUCUUCCUGAUACUGUGACCCCCCGUACUCCCUGUGCCCCGGAGGAGCUGGCACGAAAAGAGAACUCAAACUAUUCUUACCAGCAGAUCAACUGCCUGGACAGCAUCAUCCGAUACCUGGAAAGUUGCAACAUUCCCAGCACUGUGAAAAGGAAGUACGGCUCCUCUUCCUACACCUCAUCCACCUCCGAGGAGGAGAAGCAGAGGACAGAGGAAAGUAACAAGGAAGGUCCCGCAAGCGGUUUAUCCCAGCAGCAGCACAUACCUCCGCCUCCCAUGCCCGCUACGGUGGGCUCCUCUACUCUCGCCCCUCUGCCGCCUCUACCGCUCAGCAAGGCCGAGAGUGUAGUCUCCAUCACCAGCCAAGGAAGCUUCAGCAGCACUAUAGUCCACGUCGGAGACAAAAAGCCACCAGAGUCGGCUGAAAUGGUGCCUCUGGAGGAGAUGCCGUGCCCGGCCGCACCCACACCACCAUUAUGUCCGCUGGGUCUCACCAAAGAGGUUCUGUCGGCCCACACUCAGCGAGAGGAGCAGGCCUUUCUCACCCGAGUGCACAAUCUCAGCCAGCUCAGGGUUUUUGACCCUCUACCUGCCGGUGUAUGGGAAGAGCAGAAACUGCGAGGCCUCAGAGGUGGUAAGUCCUCACCCUCCCACCAAUACCAUCAUACUACUGCUAGCAACCUCCUGUCCUCAUCCAGGGAAGGUUCAAAUAUAGGGGGACGACGAGGAAAAAGUCGAAAAUCAAAAGCUAAGCGCCCAAAGCAAGGCAAACCUCUACCGCCCAGCUCCAUGCCGACAUCUCACCAUCCUGAGGCUCCUCUCCUUCCCCCUCCUCCGACAGCCAUGCCUGGUUAUCCUCUCCCUAUGUUUCCUCCCCAGCCACCCCAGGCUCCUGGUGCAGAAGCUACCCCUUCACUCUCUAGAUAUCCUCUCGUCACGCCCAUAGUGGCAUUGGUGCUCCCCAACUAUCUCUUCCAACCUCCCACAGUGGCACCACCUUUUUAUCCUGGAGUAUCUGGCUUUCCCUCCUUCUCUUCUACUGCUGAAGCUCCAUCUCCUGUCACAAAGGCUCCAACUCCUGCAUCUCCCGCACCCAUCACGACUUGUCCUCCACCUUCCCGAUCAUCCUCCCCUCCCCAACGCCUCUUCCCAUCAAGGUGUAGCUCCCCCCUACAAUUAGACUUGCUGCAGCUUGAGGAGUUACCGCAGCCCGGUGUCGCACCAGGAGGAGGAGGAGAAGGAGGGGAAUGGGACUUGGAAGAAGAGGUAAAGGGAGGAAACGGAGUGACCCUAGGAAAUGUUACUGUUGGAGGACCUAAUGCCGGACCAGGGAGUGGAGAAGAAGACAGACAGCCUGACAACUGCAUGGGUGAUCAGCAGGAGUCAUCGUCACACAACGAUGCUCUCUCCAGCUCCAGUGAUCUUCUCGAUCUUCUGCUUCAUGAAGACUCCUGUUCUGGCACCGGAUCUGCUGCUUCCGGGUCCAUGGGCUCCAACGGAGGCAGCACUUCUGCUUGUGGCACUAGGAGCAGCGAGAGCAGCAACACCAGCAAAUAUUUUGGGAGCAUUGAUUCUUCGGAGACAGACUUAAGGGUCAAGAAGGCAGAGAGGGAGGUGAUCAGAUACGUCAUGCAGGACCCACUUUGGUUGCUGAUGGCCAACGCUGACCACGAUGUCAUGAUGUCCUACCAAAUCCCUUCAAGAAACAUGGAGAGUGUCCUUCAGGAGGACCGGGAGAAGCUCCGACAACUACAGAGGAACCAGCCCAGGUUCAGUGAGGAGCAGAUGAAGGAGUUGGGGGAGGUGCAUCAGUGGGUCAGGAGAGGUCAAAUACCCAAUGUCAUCAAUAUUGCCUCCUGCACAGGCUGCUCGCCAGAUGCAACCAACUACGACGCAGACCUGGAUUUGUCGAUAAUGAUGGAAGAGGGGGGGGAAUGUACAGUGGGGGGCGAGGAGGCCAGAGGGGCAGUUGGAUGUAGCUGAAAUUUACCCAAUCUUUGGCUCAUCAUUGACAAUCCCAAGCUGCCUUAUUCAUAAUCUUUCCACAAUGACUCAUUUGACGGAAUGACUGAAGCGCCCACGUAGUACUGCUUUGAGGUAGUGUGUGUGUGUGUGUGUGUGGGGUAGAGGGGGGGCUGUACUGCUGACGCGUUUCACCUCCUCAUGUUCUAAGUCAAGGGAUGAACUCGGGGAACUGAUGUAGAUCUUCUAGAACUCUUUACUCAGUCUAGCGUCAUCAUCGUGUGCUACAAAAACAUAGCUGCUAAAUGUACCUGCCAUUUUGAAGGAUGAAAGGGACACAGUCGAUAUACCUGAUGGAUGUUUAUUUUCUCUUUAUAUAUAUUUUUGUAAACUGUUAUUUAUCAUCGCUGUGUGAAGGUUGGGGAGGGUCAGGUUACAUACGUUGGGGAGUGUGGGUCAACUGUGAGAGUUGUCCGCUGUUUGUAUGGUUUUAUAAAUAAAGAUCUCCUGUUGUU
Molecule: messenger RNA, 6005 nt
Organism: Pseudophryne corroboree (corroboree frog)
Lineage: Eukaryota; Metazoa; Chordata; Amphibia; Anura; Myobatrachidae
Gene: PER1
Product: period circadian regulator 1
Exons: 23
Coding region: 1780-5511 (1243 amino acids)
Biological process (GO): entrainment of circadian clock by photoperiod; negative regulation of transcription by RNA polymerase II; circadian regulation of gene expression
Cellular component (GO): nucleus; cytoplasm
Molecular function (GO): transcription cis-regulatory region binding; transcription corepressor binding
Source: RefSeq, a predicted model, not a curated record